ACAGCCAAGGCCCGAACCCUCACCAUUUGAUCCAUCGCCAACCCCAGUGACUCCCUGCUUCCUCCUCAUGAACAAGCCCUCCUCCCCAGCUGUCCCCAUUCCCGGCUUCGGUAGUCAGGUGUGCCCUGUGGGCCAGCAGACCCACCUGAUACGAGAUCCCCAGGAGUGUGGUGGCAGCAUUGCCGAUAAAUCGGGUAAAUCGGUGGGCAAGUCUAACCAGUUUCUUGGUAAAAUCAGGAGUGCCGUCGGGAGCGCCCAGCUGCUCAUGUCCCAGAAAUUCCAGCAGUUUUACUGGCUUUGCCAACAGAAUAUGGACCCCAGUGCCAUGCCAAGGCCGACAUCACAGGACCUGGCCGGAUACUGGGACAUGCUGCAGCUCUCCAUCGAGGACGUGAGCAUGAAGUUCGACGAGCUGCACCAGCUGAAGCUCAAUGGCUGGAAGGUCAUGGAGUCGCCGGAGAGAAAGGAAGAAAGAAAGGUCCCCCCUCCAAUACCAAAGAAGCCCCCCAAAGGGAAAUUUCCCAUCACAAGAGAAAAGUCCCUGGACCUGCCCGACAGACAGCGCCAGGAGGCCCGGAGACGGCUCAUGGCCGCCAAGAGGGCCGCAUCCUUCCGGCAGAAUUCUGCCACCGAGCGGGCCGACAGCAUCGAGAUCUAUAUCCCCGAAGCCCAGACGCGGCUCUGAGGACGGAAGGAGGCCGCACUCCCUUUUCUGUUGUUUCUUUUUAGCAAAACGCCUGUACAGUUUAUUGCCUACCUGGUCGCUUUUGUCUCAUUUCCUCCUGACUCCGCCCUUGCUGUCGUGUUCCUUGUGCCAUACACACAGUGGAAUGCUAUUGAUUUCCUCAGAGUUUGCUGAGCUCGAGGCAAGAAGGACUCCUCUGGCUUUUCUAAAGAUGCCUGAUUUCGAUGGGCUCUGCGGACAGGCUUGGCGAGACCUGACUGCUCCUCCUUGUUCUCAGAGGACACGAGAAACGCCUCUCGAGAUGAAACCCAGCUCACAUUUUGUUAUUUCUAUUUUUAUAAAUUGUGUGAUAAUUAGAGGUAAGAAUAACAAAUAACUAUAAAUGGGUGCAUCUCACCACUCCCUAGAGGCAUUAGACAACCCACGUGGAAGGUGCUACAACUCGAAGUGCAGAAAAGAGAGACCCGUUCCCCUCCUGCCACAAGCUCCGUCCGUUCCCCGAGUCUGGGUGACCCGUCCGCCCAUCUCCGCCCGUCUCCACCCUCCCAGCCCUCUCUGUCACAAGUAAAAAGCAUUAGGCUUCUUGUGUCAAGUUUAUAGUGAUGAAAAGUGAUCUCUCCAGCCACCAAACUCCCUCCCACGUGGUUCUCCAAAACUCCAGGAGAUUGCAAGUCUGAACCCACUAAAAAUAUCCAGCACAGCAUUCACACAUUUCUAGAAAUAAGCUGAAUGUUCCCACCUGGCAGAGAUGUAUGAACAGAGACGGAGCCUUGGAGAAAGCUGGGAGGAUAAAGAGAGAAAAAAAAGUCCUUACUUCUAUGAAAUCAUUAUUAUAUUUUUUAUUUCUUUGUAACUUAAAAUAUCACACCCAGUGUUUUAAGUUUCAUCAUUUAUGCUACAUGUGAUUUUUUUUUUAAGUAUGUAUAUAUAUUCUCAAAUUGCUCUAUCAGCUGACUUUCCAGGGUAUUCUUAAAACAAAAAAAAGUUUGCUUGUUUAAAAUGACAGUUGUGAUGUUGUAAAAAGUUUAAGAAAUAUGAAUGUGAGUGGUAAGUACAUCUCAGUUUAAAUGGUAAAGAAGAAAUGCAGUUUACAUUUGUAUUUUUCCAGAAUUCUUUUGUCCUAUGCAGUAUUGCUAAAGUCAAGAAACUAUUUCUUGCCUGUGUUAGACAUGAAGGGAAAAAGAGGUCACAUAUUGUGAUUUCCAGCUGUGGAAUUUAAAAAAGUAAUUACUGCUCACGGCUCUGGUCGGCACCAGAGAAAAUAGGAACGGCUAACGAAUAGGCUUUCAUGUGUGUAAUUAAAUUUGGAUGCGGUAAUCGUUGUUCCAACAUGACUUCUGUAUGGCAAUUCAGAUGCGUCUUCAGAAGAAACGCCUAUUUGAUGUCUCCAUUUGAUCCCAAGUUCAGAGCUCUCCCUGUUACUCGAGGGAAAAGCAGGAUUGCGAUUUAAGAGAGGUGUUUCUUCCAAAACACUAGGUCUUCCUUCCCGUGGCUUUCAGGAGUCCCUGGUUACUCACAGGCAGAACGGCUCUGACUACCCGGUAGCACUUUGUUUUCUUACCCUGAUUCGCACUUUAAAAUGUACCCAGCUCCCUGCAGCCCGACACUUACCCGGAGCUCGCGAGGUUGCACCACUGGGCAUUCUGUAAGACUGCGGUGUUUCCUUUCUCAUCCUCUACAUUCCACUGAGCAUGGGUCCUUUGGGAGCAGAGUUGAUACUAAAGCAUGUUUAGCUUCAAAGUUUUACUUUUUUAAAGCUGAGUAGUUAAGAACUCCCUGUAAAACAAAACCCUGUAAAUUGAGCCUCCUAUCUGGUAUAUAUUUUACCAAACAGCCUUAAAAUAUAUUUGGAAGCAAAAAUCAGUACGAAUGUAUAUCCUUGAAAAAUGCAAAAAAAAAAAAAAAAAAUCCCUGAAAUAUUCUUCUAUAAAUGAAUCCUAUAUCCCCAGAGUGUUCAAAGCAUUUUUCUACCUAAAUAAAUACCUAAAUCCUGAGUAGUGUACAAUAAUGAUGCUUCUUCCUGUAUUCACUCUAGUAUGUUAAAAGCAAAUGUAUUUGCAAGUAUUGGCAUUUUAGAAUUUAAAAAUGAUGUAUCAUUUAAGAUGAACUGCUAUUUAGAAGUAACCACAGAAAAGCAAAGUCUGGUUAAAGAAAAUGUGGAAUGGACAUGUGCACGCCACCUAAUUACACUGGUGUAUCUACAGGCAGCUGAUGUGUAUAACUCAUUUCCUUGAAAUUAUACAAAACAUAUAAAAACAAAUUGUAACAUUAGACAACAAUUAUUUGUCUUAGAUCCCAGGUUCUAUGAUCCCAACUUGAAAGAAAAUAUUCACUAGAUGUAGAGUAAUUUUUUAUGUUUUUGUAUACUCACUUUUAUCUUAUAAUUCCCAAAAGUCUUGGCCUAAACCAUCCCCAGGUAAGCAAAGCAACCUACCACUACAUUGUACAGGGGCCCAGGACCUGAGGUUGUGAAUGUGUACAUUCCCCUGUAUGGCCCACCGCGUUCCAAAGAAGAUACUUUAAUGGUAGAAGGGAUACCUGCUGCUAACUCUGAUGGAGUGUUACCUGCUCAUGUUACAUAAUUAAGUGCAAUAUAUUCAGUUCUCAUGCAGGUGACAAUCUAUCAUGAAAUGCAGAAGAUAAGCCAUGUUAAUGUGUUGUACGUGUAAAGAAAAAUAAAACCGUUUAUGAUACUUGUGUUAUUCACUCAAGUUAGCUUAUUUCAGUCACUUCUAGCAGAUACAUAAUAUAGAGCAAUCACGUGAUCACUUCACCACACUUAAAAUAUAAUUUUAACAAAAGAUUAGACCUAAAUGUGAGAAUAUGGUUGAAAAUAAUAAUGCACGAUGUCUAGGAACAUCAUCAUGAAAGAAAAGGUGUUCUCUAUGACUCCACACCUGUAUUCCCUAAAGCUACAGUCAGUGACUGGUGACACCCAAACGCUCCUUUAGAAAUCACUUUCCUCACAGCCACAAGUAGGUGUCUUUGUGCUGGUGACUGUAGUUCACAAAACAAAACACAAGUAUAAUAAACAGGACCCUAGAGUUUAACCCAGGAAAGGAGAAUGCCACUUGUAAACAAAGAGUCUUUCAGUGUAAAUUCAUCUCACACAUCUUCAUCUGUUAUGGUUGUGUUUGAAUUAAAACUCGUUGUCAGUGACAAUUUUUACCAUAUUUUUCUCAGCAAACUCAUAUCACCAUCCUAGAAUGGUGUACAAAGGAUCUAACUGUUAAUGAUACCAAAAAUUACAUUUUUGUUUCAAAGGAAAUGUCGAUAUGUUCAACUCCAAAUCAAUUCUAAAGACUUCAAACAUUUAAUGAAAAGAUGUGUAUGAUCAGGAAAAAAUACAAAUUAUAUCUAAAGUUGUCUCUUUACAAAACAAAACAAAAGCAUAAAAAUCAGUGACCUGCAAAGUAGACAGAACUUCCCGCUGGCUCUCACAACCGUGACCACGUUUAUGAUGAGAAGACGACACGGUGUCAGCACACACGAGUGCACAGGUUUUGGACUUUUCUCUUGAUUGGGGCGGGAGGGCUGUCCUCCUUUGCCCAGUCUUGAUUUCUGCUUUUCAAGACCAUAGUGAGUUGCUGCUGCUCUCACCCCUUCAGUUAAAAGAGACUACAUUUGUAUUCCCUCAUCUCUGUUGCUUCUGGCAGAUAGUCACAGGCACCUUCACCCCGACCCAGGGCAGAAUCCUUGGAGUAGCCAGGCGCUUUUCCAAACCUAGGGUAGAGGUGCCCGUGGUGACCAUGAAGGCUGUUCAUAGGAAGAGCACUCUGGUUUAGGCCACACCCUCUGGUGGCACAUAGGGAGUGGGAGAGAUGGGUACAACCUUUCACCUGGAUUUUUCUAUUGGCAAUAGCUCGAUCAAAUCCAAAGCAGCCUACUAUGGCCCGGUGGAUGCAGGGGCCGGGGAACCUACAGGAGACAUAGCUCAUGCCUGAGCUGCUUUCAGGAAUAGUCGUCAACCUCGCUCAAAAUGCUAACAAUUUCCCUAGAAUAUUCAGUCCAACGUGCCCUGUGCAGUUCAGCAUGGGCUGACCAAGAUCAUCAGCAGGACCUUCCUUAUUGGUGACAGUGGAUCCCUCCAUGAAUCUGAGAGGGCGAGGCAGCAGGAAACAAGUAAAAGGAUAUGUUCCAAUGCAAACGUAGAAAGGGCACCUAGACCCACUCAUGGCCUACCCUUCUGAAACAGGGAUGGUGCUGCCUCAAGCAUAGAAACAAGUUCCUCCAAAAUGGUCCCAAGUGGCUACAUUCUGUGUAUGUCAUGUGUGCUCAUCUUCCAGCCAUCGUCUUCUCAAGGUUUGAACUUUUUUUUUUAACUGCAAAUCUAACAUGCUAGUUAAGACAGUGGUUUUCAAACUGUGCACCCUUAGAAGUCUCUGAGCUUCUCUUUUUUUUAAUCUGCAUGUCUGUUUAUACUUCUUUGUAGGCGUGGGUUGAAUACAGUGUUCCAAAACUUGAAAAUAAAAUAGAAAAUCACAAGCUUAAGCUAUCAAGAUUAUAAUCUGUUUCUGAUGAGUAAGUGUCUUUGACUUGGUGGGCUGGAGGAAUGGGAUCAGCUUGGUCCAGUCCACACUCCAUCUGAACAGAGGCAAGAGACCCAUCCUGUCGCUAUCUGCUGAGAGCCACAACAGGCCCAAGGAUAGGGCUUGCUCUCACACACUGUCAGUUAAAUGCCUCUGGCAUGGGGGCUGCAGAGUAUUUCUGAAACACAGGAGAUGUUGCCAGGAGACUCCAGGCACCUGGUCGGGCAGCCUGCCCUUCUUGUGUCUCAGUGUUCUCCUCCAUAAAAGGGAUUACAGUUCCUGUCCUUGUCCCCUCACAGAUGCACUGUGAGGAUUAAUGACAUAUUGACUCUAAAGUCCUCUGAGCCCUGGAGGCAGGUGGGAGAGUGUGAGUUAUUGUCAAGGAUUAGGGCUCUGGCCUCUCCUAGCAUGCUGUUCUCUCGGCUCUCAUGGGACGUCACAAAGGUCUAGGCAGGUCACAGAUGUCUCAAAGAGGAUCAAGACCACCAGCGGCAGAGGCAAUGAGACUUGCUUUGGAAAUGGAGAAAUAACUACAAGGGUAUUCUCCUUUUUUCUUUUUCUUUUUUCUUUUUUUUUUUGGCUUUGAUUUCAAGUGUUUCUAGAUGCUUUCAAGAACAACCCAGCACCAAGAAAUAUGGCCUAAAAUUAGACCAUAUUUUCACCUAACUCAGCUGCCUCUUAGAGAAAAUGAAGAGAUAUUAAACUAAAUAUUAAAGUAAACAAGAACAAAAAUAAUAUGGAAGCAGAAAAUGGUACAUAUGGGAGAUACCAAGAAUCAACCAAAACCGCCCCAGGUUUGUGAAACCUACUCCCCUAAUUCCAGCUUUCUAUAAUUACUCUAUUUCACACUUCAGAGAAUGUGGAAGUGGUCCAUGGGAACGCUCUGAGAAAUAACCAUCUUUCAUCCUUGCCACGCUGAAAAAGGCCCAUAAUUUUCCGAAUUGCUGUCCUCACCCUGGCGUUUUUAUCCAGUGUUAAAUGAAAUUAUUUCAAGUUUCAAUCUAAACACUUGACAGGUGACUUAUUUGCAGAGGAAAUGUUGGUUACCUACUAUAAAACUAUUUUAUAAAAAGAUUUUGUAUAUACACAAACUAGGGUAACAGAGGUUUACCUCCCUACUUUCCUAGAUUUUAUGUGACUCUUUUCAUUGGUGCUUAGUCCAAACCUGAAAGACUUGGGCGUCCAAGCUUUUAUACUCGGUGGCGAAGAAGCGAUAACAAAAUAUUUGCACCAGGUUCCUUGUACAAUCUAGGUACAAAUGUCUCUCCUUCAGAUAGACCAUAGCGUGCAUUGAUUCACGUCUGCUAGCAGAUGGGGGAAGUUCCAGGACUGGCUGUGGUACUUUCCAGAAGCCACUCACCCAUUCUUGUUACCCCUCGUCACCACCACGACCAGGCCCAUUUUACGAUAUGAUCGUAUUACUUCCCAAGGGCUCUGCAUGAAUGUCUCCCUCACGCCACUUCCUAACCAGUUUGCUGAAUUCCAAAAGGUUUCCUCUUCGGAGUAGUGAGACCUAGGCUGCUUUUGAACUCUCAUUUCGAGUGACGAGUCACUUGACUCUCUUAUGGGCCUUCCCUGCAGAAAGACACGACUCAUUCACCCCUUCUCAUACUAUAUGCCAAAAUACCCAGGUGUGGCCUAAGGACUAAACUAAAUGCCUCCUGUAGAAAUUCAAGGAAUGUUAGUACCAGGACACUAGCUGUUUAGUUAAAGUUUUUUUUUUAAGUAUAUAAAUAUAUAUGUAUAAAUAUACAUAUGAAAUCAUAUCAGCAAUGAGGAUGAACAGAGUGCCAAAUAUUCCACAUAUGUACAGAGUUCCAACUUCACUGGAAUUAAACUAUUUUAUGUAAUUCUCUUUCUUAUGCUUUUCUGGUUCUUUGGAUAAAUUCUCUUUAGUAGCAUGCCGGGUACCCAAUCUGAAUAUACAGUACGCUACUCACCACCACAGCAACUUGCUGUUUCUUCUUCAUAAUCAGAAUGUCGGUCAUUCCUUUAAGGCAUUGAAGGAUUGCUUGAUUUGAGUUAUCUUUUUCCACAACUUCUUUUCACUCGCAGCUGACUGGGAGAAAACCGCACUCACCAUUCGCUCCAUGGCUCUCCUAUGAUGAUGCCGCCUCAAUUCAGUUUCUGUACUGCUGAUGUUCGCCUCCUGUAAAUAGUUCUACAAUUAAAUUUUUUGAGAAAAGUGA
Messenger RNA from Carlito syrichta (Philippine tarsier), 7403 nucleotides. Its product is annotated as disks large-associated protein 2-like. Gene Ontology annotation, cellular component: postsynaptic specialization; glutamatergic synapse. Gene Ontology annotation, molecular function: molecular adaptor activity. NCBI's taxonomy places the organism in Eukaryota, Metazoa, Chordata, Mammalia, Primates, Tarsiidae. The record is from RefSeq and is a predicted model, not a curated record. The annotation marks the transcript as partial. The transcript is spliced from 6 exons. Gene Ontology annotation, biological process: signaling.